GACAGAGGAUAGGAGGCGAGAGGAAAAUAUCAUUGCCACGUAUGCAAUCAAUCUAGGCUUCUCAGAGCUGCUAAAGAUCUUCCUCCUUCUUUCUCUCUCCCUUGUUUGUGCAGUCUUCUGGCUCUCACUCUCUAUUUAUCACACCAUUAACCACCACCUCUUAAAUAUAUUUUCCAUAAAUCACCAAAAUUUCCCAUUUUUUUCACCUCCAUCGUUUCACCCACUGAAUCACAGUUUUCUUUUCUUUUCUUUCUAACAAAAAUCGCUUCUGCACACACAAGGAUUCAGGUAAAAAAAUAUCUGGCCAUGGUGAACAGGGAAUGGUGAAUUACGAUAUUUUAAUUAUUGAUUGGUAGCAUGUUUUGGCUAGAAUUUGGAUAAUUGCUUUUGAUUAUCAGAGGCAGAAGGAAACAAUACCUUGAAAGUAGAUAGAUGUCGUCGGCUUCUUCUUUGAUGGCUGCUUCCAGUGAAAGGUGGAUUGACCGUCUUCAGUACUCCUCAUUGUUCUGGCCUCCUCCACCGGAUGGUCAACAGAGAAAGGAUCAAAUUGCUGCAUAUGUUGAGUACUUCAUUCAGUUUACAUCAGAACAGUUUGCUGAUGAUAUUGCUGAGUUGAUCCGUAACCGUUAUCCAUCCAAGGAUAUUCUUCUCUUUGAUGAUGUUUUGGCAACAUUUGUCCUUCAUCAUCCAGAGCAUGGGCAUGCAGUUGUGCUUCCAAUUAUUUCAUGUAUUAUUGAUGGUACACUAGUCUAUGAUAAGGCUAGUCCUCCAUUUGCUUCUUUCAUAUCUUCAGUCUGCCCAAAAAUUGAGAAUGAAUACUCAGAACAAUGGGCUCUAGCAUGUGGUGAAAUUUUGCGCAUUUUAACUCAUUACAAUCGCCCUAUUUACAAAACGGAAAGACAAUCUGGUGAAACAGAAAGAAGCACUAGUGGCAGUCAUGCCACAACUAGUGAACCUGGGAAAUCUGGGCAUAAUUCUUUGACACAGCAAGAGAAGAAACCUAUUAGGCCGUUGUCCCCCUGGAUUACUGAUAUAUUGUUGGCUUCACCAGUUGGCAUUAGAAGUGACUAUUUCCGAUGGUGCAGUGGUGUUAUGGGUAAAUAUGCUGCAGGAGAACUGAAGCCUCCAUCAACCGCUUCUUCCCGUGGUUCUGGGAAGCAUCCUCAACUUGUGCCUUCAACUCCAAGAUGGGCUGUUGCCAAUGGUGCUGGUGUUAUAUUGAGUGUUUGUGAUGAUGAAGUUGCUCGCAAUGAGACUACUACUUUAACAGCAGCUGCUGUCCCUGCACUUUUGCUUCCUCCUCCAACGACAGCUUUGGAUGAGCAUCUUGUUGCUGGAUUACCAGCUCUGGAACCAUAUGCUCGUUUAUUUCAUAGAUAUUAUGCAAUUGCUACUCCAAGUGCUACACAAAGACUUCUUCUUGGACUUCUAGAAGCACCCCCAUCGUGGGCUCCAGAUGCACUUGAUGCUGCUGUGCAGCUUGUGGAGCUUCUUCGAGCUGCUGAAGAUUAUGCAUCUGGCAUAAGGCUUCCUAGAAAUUGGAUGCAUUUGCACUUCUUGCGUGCAAUAGGGACUGCAAUGUCCAUGAGAGCUGGUAUAGCCGCUGAUGCUGCCGCUGCUCUUCUUUUUCGUAUACUUUCACAGCCUGCAUUACUUUUUCCUCCUCUUAGACAAGUUGAUGGAGUUGAAGUUCAACAUGAACCUCUGGGUGGUUAUAUUUCUUCCUAUAAAAAGCAGAUAGAAGUUCCUGCAGCUGAAGCCUCAAUUGAAGCUACUGCCCAAGGCAUUGCAUCAAUGCUUUGUGCCCAUGGUCCAGAGGUUGAAUGGAGAAUUUGCACUAUUUGGGAAGCUGCUUAUGGCCUGAUUCCUACAAGUUCCUCAGCUGUUGAUCUUCCUGAAAUUAUAGUUGCAACCCCGCUACAACCACCCAUACUGUCAUGGAAUUUGUACAUACCCCUACUGAAGGUCCUGGAAUAUCUUCCUCGAGGAAGCCCAUCGGAGGCAUGUCUUAUGAAAAUAUUUGCUGCUACAGUGGAAGCUAUUCUUCAGAGGACAUUUCCACCCGAGUCAUCUAGAGAACAAAACAGAAAAUCAAAAUACUUAGCUGGCAUUGGCUCUGCCUCGAAAAACCUUGCCAUGGCAGAACUUCGUACUAUGGUUCAUUCACUCUUCUUAGAAUCAUGUGCAUCUGUAGAGCUUGCUUCACGCCUACUUUUUGUUGUCUUAACUGUCUGUGUCAGUCAUGAAGCUCAAUUCAGUGGAAGCAAGAGACCAAGAGGUGAAGAUAACUAUUCAGCUGAGGAUAUCAUUGAGGACUUACAAACAUCUGAAAACCAGAAAGUAUCAAAAAAUAGGAAAUUGAAGAAGCAAGGUCCUGUAGCAGCAUUUGAUUCUUAUGUUCUGGCUGCUGUUUGUGCUCUUGCCUGUGAGCUUCAGUUGUUCCCUUUGAUUUCAUGUGGGAAUAAUCGUUUAGCUUCCAAUAAUGUGCAAGAUAUAGCCAAGCCUGUUAGACUAAAUGGAUCCUCCCAUGAGUUGCAGAAUGGCUUAGAUUCAGCAAUGCGUCAUACUCACAGAAUUUUAGCAAUUUUAGAGGCAUUAUUUUCAUUGAAGCCAUCUUCUGUUGGCACGCCUUGGAGUUACAGCUCAAAUGAGAUAGUUGCAGCAGCUAUGGUUGCUGCACAUGUUUCUGAACUAUUUAGAAGGUCAAAAACUUGCAUGCAUGCUCUGUCUGUUCUUAUUCGUUGCAAAUGGGACAAUGAAAUUCAUUCCAGGGCGUCAUCAUUGUAUAAUCUCAUAGAUAUUCACAGCAAAGCUGUUGCAUCUAUAGUGAACAAGGCAGAACCAUUAGAAGCAACCUUAAUUCAUGUACCGAUUUGGAAGGAUUCCCUCGUUUGUGUUGGUGUUAAAAGGCAGAAUCAGUGUGAAAGUAGUAGCUGCUUUGCCCCUGGGCAGACAUCUGUUGUACCUUCAGAAGAUUCAUUCCCAUCAAAAGUUGACCAUAAUUCUCAGAAAACCCCAUGUUCAAAGGAUGCAUCAGAUUAUACCUUGGGUAAAGGAGUCACAGGUUUCUCAUUAGAUGCUUCUGAUCUAGCCAACUUCCUCACAAUGGACAGGCAUAUAGGAUUGAAUUGCAAUGGGCAAAUUUUUCUAAGAUCCACGCUGGCAGAGAAACAAGAGUUAUGUUUCUCUGUAGUUUCACUGUUAUGGCACAAGUUGAUUGCAUCUCCUGAAACACAACCUUGUGCAGAAAGCACUUCUGCCCAACAGGGCUGGAGACAGGUUGUUGAUGCAUUAUGCAAUGUUGUGUCAGCCUCACCAACAAAAGCAGCUACGGCAGUUGUACUUCAGGCGGAGCGGGAAUUGCAGCCCUGGAUUGCCAAGGAUGAUGAUUUAGGUCAGAAGAUGUGGAGAAUCAAUCAGCGGAUUGUGAAAUUGAUCGUGGAACUUAUGAGGAAUCAUGAGACUUCAGAAUCAUUGGUAAUUGUGGCAAGUUCUUCAGAUUUACUACUGCGAGCCACAGAUGGGAUGCUGGUUGAUGGAGAAGCUUGCACUUUACCACAGUUGGAGCUAUUGGAAGCAACAGCUAGAGCAGUUCAGCCAGUGCUCGAGUUUGGAGAAUCUGGAUUGGCUGUGGCAGAUGGCCUUUCAAACCUUUUAAAGUGUCGCCUCUCAGCUACAAUUAGAUGUCUUUCUCAUCCAAGUGCACAUGUCCGAGCUCUGAGUAUAUCAGUUCUUCGUGACAUUUUGCAUACUGGUUCAAUCAGAUGUAGUCCUAAACCUCGGAGAUUAAAUGGCACCCACAACCCCUCUUAUCAAUACUUCAAUUUGGAUGUCAUUGACUGGCAAGCUGACAUAGAAAAAUGCUUGACUUGGGAAGCUCACAGCCGACUUUCAAACGGAUUGUCUAUUAACUUUCUUGAUACCACUGCCAAAGAGUUAGGCUGUACUAUUUCCAUGUGAAAUGAAAUCAUCCAUCUUAGUCCGUGACAAUUUUUUACUAGACGUAUAGAAAAAAAAAACUUAUUGAUAUGCUUAUUGAACUAACGGGUUUGCAAAUAAGCAUAAUUCUGCUAGUCCUGUUGAAAAGAGCUGCAGUCAUAAUUCUAGUAUGUUUAUAGAAAGCUCAUUUUGUAUCAUGUAUGUACUGUAGCUAAACUAAGUUUCACCCUGAACUUGCUUGUGAGUCUGCUCUCGAUAGAACAGUCUUGUACAGUAACGAAAAACGCUGUAACCAGGUCCUUUUCUAUAUUGUCUCAUUUUGUGUUAUGCUUAUGUUGAUUUAGCUUGUAAUGGAAGUCAUUUCCAAUUGUUUGGAUUAAUGUAUGAUCAGGCAGGCUUUUCUUUUCUUCUC
Molecule: messenger RNA, 4351 nt
Organism: Glycine soja
Lineage: Eukaryota; Viridiplantae; Streptophyta; Magnoliopsida; Fabales; Fabaceae
Product: protein GIGANTEA-like
Exons: 15
Coding region: 433-3960 (1175 amino acids)
Biological process (GO): regulation of circadian rhythm; regulation of long-day photoperiodism, flowering; response to stress
Cellular component (GO): nucleus
Source: RefSeq, a predicted model, not a curated record